ACCCAAAUGAAUGAAAUAACCAUACACCCCCUGCAAGAGAGGACCAAUGUCCACAACCUCGAUAACAUAGUCCCAUUUUCUGCCUGACAUACCAGGCACCAAAUCUCCGAUCAUCUCCGCAUACUCCUCACGGACUUCCCCGCCCGAUGGCCUCGGCAGUCAGUCACUUCUUCUUCCUCUACAAUUGUCAAUUGACCGCAAGCUCAUUUAUUCCAUUUCACACAUCCCACAUUCAACUCGCCGGUCCCAAUCACCAUACCUAAACUCCUAUACUACAACCACCCAAAAUGGCCACCAUCACAAGAGCAGCCCGCAUCCGCAACCCAGCCCUAUUCAUCUGCGACAUCCAAGAGAAAUUCAGACCGGUGAUCUACGAAUUCUCCAAACUAAUCCCAACAACAGCCAAACUCCUCAAAGCCGCCAACGCCCUCCAGAUCCCAACCUACGUGACGACCCAAAACCGGGCCAAACUCGGCGACACGGUUUCCGAGCUCAAGCCGCAUCUCUCGUCGCCGAAUGUGAAGGCCGAUGUCGACAAGACCCUGUUCUCGAUGAUCACGCCGGAGAUUGAGGCGAAGCUGCCCAAGGUUUCUGCGGGGGAGGCGGGCCUUGAUGCUAUUAUUGUCGGGAUUGAGACGCAUAUCUGUGUUACGCAGACGACGCUGGAUUUGUUGGAGAGGGGGCAUCGGGUUUAUGUUAUUGUGGAUGGGGUGAGUAGUGUCAAUAGUGAGGAGAGGGGGAUUGCGUUGGCGAGGUUGAGGGAUGCUGGGGCCGUGGUGACUAGUAGUGAGAGUAUCUUGUUUGAGGUCUUGGGGGAUGCGAGCCAUGGUGGGUUUAGGACUGUUAGUGGGCUGGUUAAGGAGAUGAAGGAGGAGACGAAGGGGGCUUUGGAGGUUUUUUCGAAGAUCUAAGUCUCUGUUUUUGAGAGAUUUGGCUUGGGUUUGGGGUUGGACUUUUGUGGUUGUAGAACUAGGAAAUGAGAUUGAGGGCUCUUUUGAAUUGAGAUAUGGCUUGCUAUUAGGACUUCGCAGAGUGCUAUACGAAUGGUCUCGUAGGAGCUGGUUUAGUAUGGAGUGAAUGAA
Messenger RNA from Aspergillus pseudonomiae, 1082 nucleotides. RefSeq names its product putative isochorismatase family hydrolase. The record is from RefSeq and is a predicted model, not a curated record. Bases 288 to 911 code for a protein of 207 amino acids. NCBI's taxonomy places the organism in Eukaryota, Fungi, Ascomycota, Eurotiomycetes, Eurotiales, Aspergillaceae. The transcript is spliced from 4 exons.